CCACAGCCAAGAGCAAAGAGAGAUGAGCGAAUCUCGUGGGGCCGUUCUGGCAAUGAUCAAUGCGAGAUAUCUGAGGGGGAACGACAUACCGGAAUGGAGUUGGAAUGAGAACAAGACGUUUGAAAACGCAAUAGCGGCAGCUGCGGCUGCUGUUGAUGCUGACAACAGUUUCUCCGACAUUGUUGGAGAAAUAUCUUCCAGAUUCUCCGGAAAGACCAAACAGCAGAUCCAGAUGCACCUCGAUGCGUUGAUUGAAGACAUCAGGACAAUAGAGCAUGGACUUAUCCCGCUACCUGAUUAUGGGGACAGUGGAAGCACGAUCAGACAGAACAGUGGCGAUAGAUGGAGGACAACCGCUGCUGCAAUCAAACACAAGCACCAUCGUAAGAAGGCGGUUCCAUGGACGAAAGAAGAGCAUGAGCAGUUUCUGAUAGGUCUGGAGAAGUACGGGAAAGGAGACUGGAGAAGUAUCUCAAGGCAGUGUGUGAUGACCAAAACGCCUAUUCAGAUAGCGAGCCAUGCCCAGAAGUAUUUUCUCCGCCUCAAACGAAAUUCUGCUACUAGGACUUCACAGAUUCGGUCAAACUCAAAUCUGAACUAGUCUUGAUGUUUUCUCUCAGAAUCAAUAAACUUUUGGGAGUUGGAAAAUUCAUAAUCCCCAAAAGACAUUUCUUGUUCCGGUUCAGAGGAACAGAAACCCGUGAUAUUUUGUACCCAAAGAAAACAUUUCACCACUCUGCGUUACAUCUUCACUCUUAGAAAUUCCUGUUUGCUGUUUUU
Messenger RNA from Tarenaya hassleriana, 780 nucleotides. RefSeq names its product transcription factor DIVARICATA-like. The transcript has 2 exons. Bases 23 to 601 code for a protein of 192 amino acids. Lineage: Eukaryota; Viridiplantae; Streptophyta; Magnoliopsida; Brassicales; Cleomaceae. The record is from RefSeq and is a predicted model, not a curated record. Gene Ontology annotation, molecular function: DNA binding.